Molecule: messenger RNA, 576 nt
Organism: Colletotrichum navitas
Lineage: Eukaryota; Fungi; Ascomycota; Sordariomycetes; Glomerellales; Glomerellaceae
Exons: 2
Coding region: 1-576 (191 amino acids)
Source: RefSeq, a predicted model, not a curated record
AUGAUGAGAAACCCUCUUAUGGCGGCUCUGGUAUGCGGCGUCGUAGCUAUUGCAAUCUGGCUUGCCCGACUGCGUAGUCCAUCCUUGCCGCUGCCUAUCAUCAGCAAUCCCGAUCACCAGAACACCAUUGCCCAUAUCUGCGACGUAUACCGGGACUACCUGUCCUUUAGCUCGGCGACGCAGGUCCAAACGCUGUACGAGGCCUUGGGCUUGGACGCGGUUCGGAAUCCGGGUGUUGCGGACGUCUGGCUGGCGCUGCGGGACCGCGUCGAGGGAAAUUACUACGCAAACGGAGCUCCCCUGGACGACGACGACGACGGCCCCUCCGUCGGCUUGCUGCAUGGACAUGACAAGGGGGACUUGCGGGACGAUGGCGACGGUGAGCCACGACGACUUCCACCUCCGCCGCCCCCGGCGCCUCAGGCCACCGACGUUUGGGCGCAGAUUGGCAACGUUUUGAUCGACAGCAAGCUGCGCACCACCUACGACCAGGCCUUUAUGCCCGUUCUGACGGGACUAGGGGUCGAUCGGACGGCAGCACUGAGCAGGACGUGUCGGUGGAAUGAAGAGCAAUGA